Molecule: messenger RNA, 900 nt
Organism: Humulus lupulus (European hop)
Lineage: Eukaryota; Viridiplantae; Streptophyta; Magnoliopsida; Rosales; Cannabaceae
Product: SWR1 complex subunit 6
Exons: 4
Coding region: 205-723 (172 amino acids)
Biological process (GO): chromatin remodeling
Cellular component (GO): Swr1 complex
Molecular function (GO): nucleosome binding
Source: RefSeq, a predicted model, not a curated record
CAUACUAAAUAUUAUUUUCCUCCCUCGCAAACGGUGCAAAGGUAAGAAAAAUAGAAAUAGGUUAGACUGAGACAGCGCAUCGCCCUGAAGGUCGUAGAACUCAAAAACCCCUCGUAUUUUGUCGUAUUUCGUUCACCGUAUUCUCCUUGCAAUCAGCAUCUCUCCUCAAUCUCCGGCGACUUGAUUGUGCCGGAAUCCACCAUUAUGGACGACGACGUUUCGAACCCAUUACGUCGCAUGUCCAGCCGAACCCGAAAGGUCGCUCCAAAGAUGGUUGCGGCGCUUGCUAGCAGUGACAACCGUACCCAGGCAGCUCUGGCUCGGCUCGAAGCCUUGGAGAAUGAUAAUGCCGGUAUCGAGACAGUUGAAGUUAAUGACGAAGACGAGGAUUCUCUCGACGAAGAUGAUCAAGCAUAUAUGCAAAAGAAACAGUCCAAGAGCAUGAAGCGCAAAACACGACAGGCAAAAGCUCUCGAAGCUAGGAAGGCUCCAAGAUCAUUUAUUGAGCUCCUACAUGAGGCAAAUUUGGAAUCUUUACCACCUAAUGUUCCCUCCUAUCUAAAGGCCGCAGUAGGACCUCCAAGCUCAACCUCUCGCCGACAUUACUGUACGGUUUGUGGUUCUGCUGCUAAAUAUACGUGUGUGAGGUGUGGUAUACGCUUUUGUUCAUGUCGUUGCCAGAAUAUACAUAAUGAUACUCGUUGUCUUAAGUUUGUUGCUUGAUUGCUUUAGUGGAGAAUUUUGUAUAGUGAAAUUGGAUGCUUAAAUGUUGUUGGUUUGGAUUUUCCAUUGUCUUUUCCCUGACAGAAAUGGCGUAUCAUUUAGUAAUUACUUUAUGGUUUUAAAUUCAAAGUGAUAACCUCUCCUUGGUCGCCUAUAAUUUACAUGUUACUUUGAUGA